UCCAAAAUAAGCUCCACGGAAUCUCCGCCAUCCACCACGUGUCUCACGCUGAUUGGACCUACUUCCACUCCUCUCCUCGUUUAAAUCCCCCACCCCUCGAUUCCCCAAUUCUCCAUUUUUACGAGCCUAGAUCUUCUAUCUCCUUCGUCGUUAACACAGGUUUUGAGAAAAAAAAUUAAGACACAGCGAAGAUGUCGCCAACUGAUUCUUCACGGGAGGAGAAUGUUUACAUGGCCAAGUUGGCCGAACAGGCUGAGCGUUAUGAGGAGAUGGUUGAGUUUAUGGAGAAGGUCGCAAAGACCGUGGAUGUUGAGGAGCUAACUGUGGAGGAAAGAAACCUCCUCUCAGUUGCCUAUAAGAAUGUGAUUGGAGCUAGGAGAGCUUCGUGGAGGAUCAUUUCUUCCAUUGAGCAGAAGGAGGAGAGCAGGGGUAAUGAGGAUCAUGUGUCGAUCAUCAAGGAGUACAGGAGCAAGAUUGAGACUGAACUGAGCAAGAUCUGUGAUGGGAUCUUGAACCUCCUUGAGUCCCACCUUAUCCCAUCAGCAUCAUCUGCUGAGUCCAAGGUGUUCUACCUUAAGAUGAAAGGUGACUACUAUAGGUACCUUGCUGAAUUUAAGACUGGAGGUGAAAGAAAGGAAGCAGCUGAGAGCACUUUAUUGGCUUACAAAUCUGCUCAGGACAUUGCUCUGGCUGAGUUGGCUCCGACUCACCCUAUUAGGCUGGGACUUGCUCUCAACUUCUCAGUGUUCUACUAUGAAAUUCUUAACUCACCAGACCGUGCUUGCAAUCUGGCUAAACAGGCUUUCGAUGAGGCUAUUUCUGAACUUGACACACUGGGUGAGGAAUCUUACAAAGACAGUACUUUGAUUAUGCAACUUCUCCGAGACAAUCUGACACUGUGGACCUCUGACAUCACGGAUGAUGCCGGCGAUGAAAUUAAGGAAGCAUCAAAGCGUGAGUCAGGCGAUGCCCCCGCACAGUGAUUGAGUUUGGAUCGUAGGAUAUGUGCUAUGUGUACCUUUAUCUUCAGACCUUUAAUAGAUGCCAUAUGGUUGUAGCAGGAUUUCCUCUAUGAACUUGAUGAUCUUGGUGCGUCAGCACUUGCAGUUGGAAUAUUCCAACAGAUCGUAAAAUUGCUUUUAUAAUUGGCGAGAAGAAUUUGGUUCGGUGCUUUGAUUGCUCUGCUAUAUGAAUUAGUGUCAAAAGUUAGUGGUUUUUGUU
This is a messenger RNA of Argentina anserina (silverweed cinquefoil), 1221 nucleotides long. RefSeq names its product 14-3-3-like protein A. Gene Ontology annotation, cellular component: cytoplasm. Gene Ontology annotation, biological process: signal transduction; intracellular protein localization. The transcript is spliced from 5 exons. NCBI's taxonomy places the organism in Eukaryota, Viridiplantae, Streptophyta, Magnoliopsida, Rosales, Rosaceae. The record is from RefSeq and is a predicted model, not a curated record. The coding region runs from base 192 to 983 and encodes 263 amino acids.